AUGCAACUUAACAUGCGGGGUUACGCAGAUUCUGAAAUUGAAGCUGUGUUUUCGAAGUAUGAUGUCAACGGAGAUAGAUUGCUGGAUGAAAACGAGCUGCGUAAAAUGCAAAACGAUCUUGAAAGUCAAAAAUUUGAUUUUCCCAGUGGAGUGUUAUCAGAUCAUGGAUUAAUCCAGAUAUCCAUCAAUGAACAAAUGGCCAAAGGAUCAGACAAGGAAGAAGGAUACGAAAGUGAUGGUGAAAAAGGAGAAAUUGAUGCAAAUAGCGAAGUUUUUGCAUUGUUGAGAAGAAGAGUGGAUCGAAUGGAACAUGCCAUUGGUAGCAUCGUGUCCAAAAUCGAUUGUGUUCUGGAUAAAUUAGAAGCUAUAGAAAUUGCGAAAGCUAAACGAAGAGAAAAUAUUGGUCUAUUAAUAGACAAUAUAGCAGCGUCUGGAAGUGGAUCACAAGAUGCUCAGCAGCAAAUGGAAAAAAUUGUCAAGGAUGAGAUGACAAAAUGGGAUAAAGAACACUUCGCCCCAAAAUCAAUGUUUUGA
This is a messenger RNA of Helobdella robusta, 534 nucleotides long. RefSeq lists its product as hypothetical. Lineage: Eukaryota; Metazoa; Annelida; Clitellata; Rhynchobdellida; Glossiphoniidae. Gene Ontology annotation, molecular function: calcium ion binding. The coding region runs from base 1 to 534 and encodes 177 amino acids. The record is from RefSeq and is a predicted model, not a curated record. The transcript is spliced from 5 exons.